GCCCACUUGCCUCUUCCACACUCAAAGUUGCUCGACCUUCCAACGUUUAUAUAUAUAUAUAUAUAAAAAAACCAGUCACUGCCUUCUGUCCAAACUGUGGUUGCUGCCGCAGUUCUAAAUUGGACGAGCUACUCGACAUUGAAAUUGUGUGGGUAUAAGAAGUCCGAAACAGUUAAAAUGGUGUGCUUUUGUUUUCUGGUUGAUCAGACAAAGAAGGUGCAGAGGAGCAAGCCGGCGGCGGGGACGUGCACGAGGUGUGGCGGCGGAGCAAGCGUGGCGGACAUGAAAACAGCUACGAGGUUUUGCCAUGUCCCUUUUUAUUGGAAGUCUUGGAGAGCUAUUGUUUGUACUUUAUGUGGAGCUGUUCUUCGAUCUUACAGCUAAACGUGGAAGGAAGCCAUAUUCGGUUGGUUUUAUGAUUAAUCAAUCUACUUCAAAUAUGUUUUGAUCAUCUCAAUGUUCAUGUUGAGCUUUGUAAUUAAGUGAGAAGAAAAAAGAAUCAGCAGAAAUUAAUUGGCAUUUAAGGAUAAAGAAGAAGGUGUCAAGUCUAGUCUAGACAUAAGUUUAAACCCUCUUCUCCUUUAAAUUUAUGUCAAACGGCUACCUUAUCUAUCUCUGUACUGUUGAGACAGUGUAGCUGUCAUCAAAUCCUUUUAAAGGGCACUGUGAGUCUCUGUGACUCAGUGAAUGCGCGCAGUUGAAAGCACUUGCAGAAGGUGCAGCCUUUUGAUCAUAACAGGAAAGAAUUGGCUGGCAUAGACCAUGCAUAUAAUGGUGCAAGUGACACUUCGCUCUCGAAACAUAACAAGGCAUGUGGAAUUCCUUGAUGCUUUGCCUAAUUAAUACCAAGUGAGAAAGAGUGUGUGAUUCAGAUCUUGUUGUGACCAACCAUUUCCACUUUAAUUUUCAGUCAAAUGUGAGGGAUUACUUAAAUGAGAAGGCAUAUAAUAUGGAUGUGAUAGAGAAAGUUCACACUAUUUUGUCCGUUUUGGGCACGUGACUAGCAUGGAUUUGUACUCUCAAGCCCAGCCCAUACUAGGGCCCAAGAGACUUGAUCCAACAAUCGAUCCCCUACAAGCCUAGGCCCGUGACUCAGCCUUAGAAAAGUCGGUUAUUGUUAGUUAGGGAAUUUCACUCCAUACCUAAGGACUUUGUCAUCUUUGUCUAGGUAAACCUUCUCGUUAAGCAGCUUGACCAAGUCCCACAAGUGGACAUAGGAAUGCAUGCCCACACAAGCACAGAUGAGUCGCUCUGAUAAGUGUUAGAUAAACCGUAGUCACACCCCAAUGUUUACGAAAGA
This is a messenger RNA of Tripterygium wilfordii, 1300 nucleotides long. RefSeq lists its product as uncharacterized. Lineage: Eukaryota; Viridiplantae; Streptophyta; Magnoliopsida; Celastrales; Celastraceae. Bases 178 to 384 code for a protein of 68 amino acids. The record is from RefSeq and is a predicted model, not a curated record. The transcript has a single exon.